Pan troglodytes (chimpanzee) is the source of this 2447-nucleotide messenger RNA. RefSeq names its product alpha and gamma adaptin binding protein (gene AAGAB). The record is from RefSeq and is a predicted model, not a curated record. Bases 678 to 1298 code for a protein of 206 amino acids. The transcript has 10 exons. Lineage: Eukaryota; Metazoa; Chordata; Mammalia; Primates; Hominidae.
ACCGGCUCGCGAGCGCAGCUAUGGCUGCUGGCGUACCCUGUGCGUUGGUCACCAGCUGCUCCUCCGCCUUCUCUGGAGACCAGCUGGUCCAACGUGAGUAGAUAGGCGCCUGGGCCGACCUCCAAGGCCCCUGAGCCUCGGCGGGCGACGGACCCAGCACCACAGCCUCUCUGGGCCUUGUUCCCGCCGCGGGCCCUGCGUUCUUCCUCCAGUCAGUGGAGGCGCCCAGUCUCCCCAGGUGGCUGCCCCUAGCUCUUAAUCUCGUGCUUUUCUGCCCACUCGGCCUUCUUCGGCGUUCCUUUCGGCUUCCUGUGUAAAGUGAGACUGAUUUCCCGCUCUGCCCAGCCCAGCCCACAGGUUUUUGCGAGGAUCCGUUGAGAUGAACCUGAAGGCUCUCCGGAAAUUGCGCUAGGUUACAGGAGUAUAUCCUUGGAACAGAAGAUCUUAUUGUGGAAGUGACUUCCAAUGAUGCUGUGAGAUUUUAUCCCUGGACCAUUGAUAAUAAAUACUAUUCAGCAGACAUCAAUCUAUGUGUGGUGCCAAACAAAUUUCUUGUUACUGCAGAGAUUGCAGAAUCUGUCCAAGCAUUUGUGGUUUACUUUGACAGCACACAAAAAUCGGGCCUUGAUAGUGUCUCCUCAUGGCUUCCACUGGCAAAAGCAUGGUUACCUGAGGUGAUGAUCUUGGUCUGCGAUAGAGUGUCUGAAGAUGGUAUAAACCGACAAAAAGCUCAAGAAUGGUGCAUCAAACAUGGCUUUGAAUUGGUAGAACUUAGUCCAGAGGAGUUGCCUGAGGAGGAUGAUGACUUCCCAGAAUCUACAGGAGUAAAGCGAAUUGUCCAAGCCCUGAAUGCCAAUGUGUGGUCCAAUGUAGUGAUGAAGAAUGAUAGGAACCAAGGCUUUAGCCUUCUCAACUCAUUGACUGGAACAAACCAUAGCAUUGGGUCAGCAGACCCCUGUCACCCAGAGCAACCCCAUUUGCCAGCAGCAGAUAGUACUGAAUCCCUCUCUGAUCAUCGGGGUGGUGCAUCUAACACAACAGAUGCCCAGGUUGAUAGCAUUGUGGAUCCCAUGUUAGAUCUGGAUAUUCAAGAAUUAGCCAGUCUUACCACUGGAGGAGGAGAUGUGGAGAAUUUUGAAAGACUCUUUUCAAAGUUAAAGGAAAUGAAAGACAAGGCUGCGACGCUUCCUCACGAGCAAAGAAAAGUGCAUGCAGAAAAGGUGGCCAAAGCAUUCUGGAUGGCAAUCGGGGGAGACAGAGAUGAAAUUGAAGGCCUUUCAUCUGAUGAAGAGCACUAAAUUAUUCAUACUAGGGUUUGACUAACAAAGAUGCUAGCUGUCUCUGAGAUACCUCUCUACUCAGCCCAGUCAUAUUUUGCCAAAAUUGCCCUUAUCAUGUUGGCUGCCUGACUUGUUUAUAGGGUCCCCUUAAUUUUAGUUUUUAGUAGGAGGUUAAGGAGAAAUCUUUUUUUUCCUCAGUAUAUUCUAAGAGAGUGAGGAAUACAGUGAUAGUAAUGAGUGAGGAUUUCUUAAAUAUACUUUUUUUUGGUUCUAGGAAUGAGGGUAGGAUAAAUCUCAGAGGUCUGUGUGAUUUACUCAAGUUGAAGACAACCUCCAGGCCAUUCCUGGUCAACCUUUUAAGUAGCAUUUCCAGCAUUCACACUUGAUACUGCACAUCAGGAGUUGUGUCACCUUUCCUGGGUGAUUUGGGUUUUCUCCAUUCAAGGAGCUUGUAGCUCUGAGCUAUGAUGCUUUUAUUGGGAGGAAAGGAGGCAGCUGCAGAAUUGAUGUGAGCUAUGUGGGGCCGAAGUCUCAGCCCGCAGCUAAGUCUCUACCUAAGAAAAUGCCUCUGGGCAUUCUUUUGAAGUAUAGUGUCUGAGCUCAUGCUAGAAAGAAUCAAAAAGCCAGUGUGGAUUUUUAGACUGUAAUAAAUGAGGCAAAGGAUUUCUAUUCCAGUGGGAAUAAAACCUCUCUACUGAGUUGUGGGGGAUAUGUUGUAUGUUAGAGAGAACCUUAAGGAGUCCUUGUAUGGGCCAUGGAGACAGUAUGUGAUAACAUACCGUGAUUUUCAUGAAGAAAUUUUUCUGUCUUAGAGUUCUCCCCUGCUGCUUGAGAUGCCAGAGCUGUGUUGUCGCACACCCGCAAAACAAGGCACAUUUCCCCCUUUCUCUUUAAAGCCAAAGAGAGAUCACUGCCAAAGUGGGAGCACUAAGGGGUGGGUGGGGAAGUGAAAUGUUAGGUGAUGAAUUCCUGAGCACCUUGUUUUUCUUCCAAGGUUCGUAGCUCCUCUCUGCCCUUCCAAGCCUGUAACCUCGGAGGACUAUCUUUUGUUCUUUAUCCUUUGUCUUGUUUGAGUGGGUCAGCCCCAGAGGAACUGAUAAGCAAAUGGCAAGUUUUUAAAGGAAGAGUGGAAAGUACUGCAAAUAAAAAUCCUUAUUUGUUUUUGUA